Sinocyclocheilus grahami is the source of this 4248-nucleotide messenger RNA. RefSeq lists its product as uncharacterized. The record is from RefSeq and is a predicted model, not a curated record. The transcript is spliced from 8 exons. Bases 1 to 4248 code for a protein of 1415 amino acids. NCBI's taxonomy places the organism in Eukaryota, Metazoa, Chordata, Actinopteri, Cypriniformes, Cyprinidae.
AUGGUUGGUAAUGAUGGUGAGGAUGAUGUAGAUGGUGAUGUAGUCAUUGAAGUCAACGAGAUUGGUGGAGAAAAAGAGGAUGAUGGUGUUGCUGCUGGUGGUAAUAAUGGCGGUGAGGUUAUUGAUGAAGACAAUGUUGGGGAUGGUGAAUUUGGUAAUGAAGAUGGUGCUGGGGUCAGUGAUGACAUUAGUAUUGGUGUUGCUGAAAGCGAGGAUGAUGAUGGUGAUGGUGAUGAAGUUGGUGAGGAUGGUGUCUGCGAUGAUGGUGGGUCACCUGAUAAUGAGGUUGUUGAGAAUGAUGAAGUUGAAGUUGGUGAUGGAAAUGAUGAGGCUGCUGAUGAUGACAGUGUUGAUGAUGAUGGAGUAGGUGGAAUUAUUGCUGGUGUUGAUGGUGAAGAUGAUGAGGCUUGUAGUGAAGAUGAGAAGUAUGAUGAAAAUGGUUGUGGUGGUGGUGGUGAUGAUGAAAAUAGUGAGAAUGAUGAAUAUGAUGUUGAGGAUGGUGAAGAGGAUGAGGAUUCUGUUGUUGAUAGAAUUGAAGAUGUUAUUGUUGAUAAUGAUGAUGUUAAUGUUGGUGGUGAAGAUGGUGGGGAUGACGAUGAGCGCUGUGAAUUUGCUGAUGAUGGUAAGGAUGAGGACAAUGAUGUAGAGGUUGCUGAUGUUGAAGGAUGUUUUGGUUGGGUUGAUGAUGAUAGUGAGACUGAUGAAGAUGAGGCUGAGGAUGAUGAAGAUGGAGUAGUUGAUAGUAUUGAAGAUGGUGGUGUUGAUGAUAAAGGUGACGGUAAUGUUGGUGAAGAUGGUGUAGAUGAUAGUGUUGAAAAUGAUGAUGUUGGCAAUAGUGGGACUGAUAAAGAUGGUGAAAAUGAUGAUGGUGUAAAUGAUAGUAUUGAAGAUGUUGAUGUUAAUGUUGGUGAUGAAGAUGAUGGGGAUGGUGAUGAAGGCUGUGAAUUUACUGAUGAUGGUAAUGAUGUGGAAGAUAAUGUAGAGGUUGUUAAUAGUAAGGGCUGUGCUGGUGAGGUUGACGAUGGUAGUGGGAUUGAUGAAGAUAAUGAAGAUAGUGUAGAUGAUAGUAUUGAGGAUGUGGAUGAUGAUGAAGAUAAUGGUAAUGUUAAUGAUGAAAAUUGUAAAGAUGAUGAAGAUGGUGUAGAUGAUAAUGCUGAAGAAGAUGAUGAUGGUGAAGAUGAUGACAAUAGUGGAACUGGUGAAGAUGGUGUAGAUGAUGAUGAUGGUGGGACUGAUGAAGAUGGUGCAGAUGAUGGUGUAGAUGGAGUGAAUGAUAGUAUUGAAGAUGUUCUUGAUGAUGUUAAUGUUGGUGGGGAUGGUGAUGAAGGCUGUGAGUUUGCUGAUGAUGUUAAGGAUGUGAAAGAUAAUGUAGAGGUUGUUGAUAUUGAGGGCUGUGUUUGUGAGGUUGAUGAUAAUGAUGAUAGUGGGACUGAUGAGGAUGUUGUGGAUGAUAGUAUUGAAGAUGUUUUUGAUGACGAUGAUGACAAUGUUGGUGAUGAAGAUGAUGUAGAUGAUAGUGUUAAAGAUGAUGACAAUAGUGAUGAGGAUAGUGAAGAUGAUGAGGAUCGUUUUGUUGAUUGUAUUAAAGAUGUGGUUGAUGAUGAUUUUAAUUCUGGCGAUGAAGCCUGUGAGUUAGCUGAUGAUGAUAAGGAUGAGGAAAAUGCUGCAGAGGUUGUUGAUAGUGAGGGCUGUGCUGGAAGGGUUGAUGAUGAUGGCAAUGAUAGUGGUGCUGAAGAUGAUGGUGACGAUGAUAAUGACGGUGUAGAUGCUAGUGUUGAAUAUGUUGUUGAUGCUGAUGUUAAUGUUGGUGAUGAAGUUAGUGGGGAUGGUGAGUUAGGCUGUGAGUUUGAGGUUGCUGAUAAUGAGGGCGGUUGUGGUUGGGUUGAUGAUGAUGAUGACAGUGGGACUGAUGAAGAUGAGGCUGAGGAUGGUGGUGUUGAUGAUACAUGUGAUGGUGAUGUUGGUGAAGAUGGUGUAAAUGAUAGUGUUGAAGAAGAUGAUGAUGUUGACAAUAGUGGGACUGAUGAAGAUGGUGCUGAGGAUGGUAAAGAUGAUGGUGGUGAAGAUGAUGGUGAUGUUGAUGAAGGCUGCAAAUUUGCUGAUGAUGGUAAGGAUGUGGAAGAUAAUAAAGAUAAUGUAGAGGUUCCUGAAAAUGAGGGCUGUGAUGGUGGGGUUGAUAAUGAUGAUAGUGGUAUUGACGAAGAUGGUGAAGAUGAUGAUGAUGGUGGGACAGAUGAAGAUGGUACAGAUGAUGGUGUGGAUGGUGUAUAUGAUAGUAUUGAAGAUGUAAUUGAUGAUGUUAAUGGCUGUGCUGGAAGGGUUGAUGAUGAUGGUAAUGAUAGUGGUGCUGAAGAUGAUGGUGACGGUGACAAUGAUGAUGACGGUGUAGAUGAUAGUGUUGAAUAUGUUGUUGAUGCAGAUGUUAAUGUUGGUGAUGAAGAUAGUGGGGAUGGUGAGUUAGGCUGUGAAUUUGUUGAUGGUUGUACGGAUGAGAAAGAUAAUCUAGAGGUUCCUGAAAAUGAGGGCUGUGAUGGUGGGGUUGAUAAUGAUGAUAGUGGUAUUGACGAAGAAGGUGAAGAUGAUGAUGAUGGUGGGACAGAUGAAGAUGGUGCAGAGGAUGGUGAAGAUGGUGUAAAUGAUAGUGUUGAAGAAGAUGAUGAUGUUGACAAUAGUGGGACUGAUGAUGAUGAUGGUGGGACAGAUGAAGAUGGUGCAGAGGAUGGUGAAGAUGGUGUAAAUGAUAGUAUUGAAGAUGUAAUUGAUGAUGUUAAUGUUGGUGGGGAUGGUGAUGAAGGCUGCGAAUUUCCUGAUGAUGGUAAUGAUGAGGACGAUGAUGUAGAAGUUGCUGAUAAUGAGGGCAGUUGUGGUUGGGUUGAUGAUGAUGAUGAUAGUGGGACUGAUGAAGAUGAGGCUGAGGAUGGUGAUGUUGGUGAAGAUGGUGUAAAUGAUAGUGUUGAAGAAGAUGAUGAUGUUGACAAUAGUGGGACUGAUGAAGAUGGUGCUGAGGAUGGUAAAGAUGAUGGUGUAAAUGAUAUUAUUGAAGAUGUUGAUGAUGCUAAUGAUGGUGGUGAAGAUGAUGGUGAUGUUGAUGAAGGCUGCAAAUUUGCUGAUGAUGGUAAGGAUGUGGAAGAUAAUGUAGAGGUUGUUGAUAUUGAGGGAUGUGCUGGUGAGGUUGAUGGUGAUAGUGGGAUUGAUGAAGAUGGUGAAGAUAGUGUAGAUGAUUUUAUUGAAGAUGUUGAUAAUGAAGAUAGAGAAGAUGAUGAAGAUGGUGUAAAUAAUAAUGUUGAAGAAGAUGAUGGCAAUGAUAAUGAUGGCAAAGACGAUGAAGAUGGUGUAGAUGAUAUUUUUGAAGAUGUUAAUGUUGGUGAUGAAGAUGGUGUGGAUGAUGAUAAAGGCUGUGAGUUUGUUGAUGAUGGUAAGAAUGAAGAUGAUGCAGAGGUUGCUGAUAGUGAGGGCUGUGCUGAUGGGGUUGAUGAUGAUGACAAUAGUGGGAAAGAUAAAGAUGGUGUUGAUGAUGAUAAAGAUGAUGGUAAUGUUAGUGAUGAAGAUGUUAUAGAUGAUAGUGUUGUUGUUGUUGAUGAUGACGAUGAUGAUGAUAGUGGCACUGAUGAAGAUUGUGUUGAGUAUGGUGAAGAUGAUGACAAUUGUGUUUUUGAUGGUAUUGAAGAUGGUGGUGAUGAUGACAAUAGUGGGACAGGUGAAGAUGUUGAUAAAGUUGAUAAUGAUAUUAAUGUUGGUGGUGAUGAAGAUGAUGGUGAUGAAGGCUGCAAGUUACCUGAUGAUGGUAAGGAUGAAGAAGAUGUUGUAGAGGCAGCUGAUAGUGAGGGCUGUGCUGCUGGGGUUGAUGAUAAGGUUGUUAAUGAGAUCGUUGUGGUUGGUGAUGAUGAUGUAGAUGGUGGUAUAGUUAAAGAUUGUGAGGUUGAUGAAGUUUGUGUUGAGCUUAUUGCUGAAGAUUGUGGCAUUGAAUAUGACAAUGGUGUGGAUGAUAAUGUUGAUUCUGCUGACACUGGUAAAGAUGAAGAGUAUUUUGUUGAUGGUGUAGAAGAUGAGGAUGAUGAUGAUGGUUUAAUGGUUGGUGAGGAUGAUGACUGUGGUGAUGAUGAUUCUCACAGAACACGUGUACACAUGCAGAUGACCUGGAGAGUGUCUGACUUACCUGAUGCCAGGUUCUUCUUUCUUUGGUACAGAAGCAGUAAGAGAAGCCAUAAAUGGACAACUAAAACCUUCAUCCUGUUCAGAGACAUGUGA